Anolis sagrei ordinatus is the source of this 4255-nucleotide messenger RNA. It is a transcript of the gene NSF, whose product is annotated as N-ethylmaleimide sensitive factor, vesicle fusing ATPase. Gene Ontology annotation, cellular component: Golgi stack. Gene Ontology annotation, molecular function: ATP binding; ATP hydrolysis activity. The record is from RefSeq and is a predicted model, not a curated record. Gene Ontology annotation, biological process: SNARE complex disassembly; Golgi to plasma membrane protein transport; intra-Golgi vesicle-mediated transport. Lineage: Eukaryota; Metazoa; Chordata; Lepidosauria; Squamata; Anolidae.
GCCAAGUUUGCCCCCGCCCCUGACGCUCUGCGUGCCUCUCCGUCCGCUUUCGUGCUGUGUUUUCUGUCAGUCCCUGGCUGGGAACCGGCGGAACAAGAUGGCGUCCCGGACUAUGCAAGCUGCAAGAUGUCCCACAGAUGAACUCUCCCUAAGCAACUGUGCUGUGGUCAAUGAAAAGGACUUUCAGUCUGGCUUGCAUGUGGUAGUGAAAACGUCACCAAACCACAAAUACAUUUUUACACUAAGAAGUCAUUCCUCAGUUGUUCCAGGCACCAUUGCCUUCAGUCUACCACAGAGAAAAUGGGCUGGACUUUCUAUUGGGCAAGAAAUAGAUGUUACUUUGUAUAACUUUGAUAAGACCAAACAGUGCAUCGGCACUAUGACCAUUGAGAUCGACUUUCUGCAGAAGAAGAGUGUUGACUCUAACCCUUAUGAUUCAGACAAAAUGGCAGCAGAGUUCAUCCAGCAGUUCAACAAUCAAGGAUUCACAGUUGGACAACAGCUUGUCUUUAGCUUCAAUGACAAGCUUUUUGGCCUCCUGGUCAAGGACAUUGAAGCCAUGGAUCCCAGCAUCCUUAAAGGAGAACCUGCUACAGGAAAAAAACAGAAGAUCGAUUCUGGUCUUGUUGUUGGGAACAGUCAAGUUGCAUUUGAAAAGGCGGAGAGCUCUUCCCUCACUCUCAUAGGAAAAUCGAAAACUAGGGAAAAUCGUCAAUCUAUCAUUAACCCAGACUGGAAUUUUGAGAAGAUGGGCAUUGGGGGUCUUGAUAAGGAAUUUUCAGAUAUUUUUCGGCGUGCAUUUGCCUCCCGGGUUUUCCCACCUGAGAUUGUGGAGCAGAUGGGCUGUAAGCAUGUGAAAGGCAUCCUCUUAUUUGGCCCCCCUGGAUGUGGUAAGACUUUGAUGGCCAGGCAAAUUGGCAAGAUGCUGAAUGCCAGAGAACCAAAAAUUGUGAACGGACCUGAAAUCCUCAACAAAUAUGUUGGCGAGUCAGAGGCCAACAUUCGCAAGCUCUUUGCAGAUGCUGAAGAAGAACAAAAAAGGCUUGGUGCAAACAGUGGUGUCCAUAUCAUUAUCUUUGAUGAGAUUGAUGCUAUCUGCAAACAACGAGGAAGCAUGGCAGGCAGUACUGGUGUCCAUGACACAGUUGUGAACCAACUUUUGUCCAAAAUUGAUGGAGUUGAGCAGUUGAACAACAUCUUGGUCAUUGGCAUGACUAAUAGGCCAGACCUGAUAGAUGAGGCUCUCCUGCGACCUGGACGACUGGAGGUGAAAAUGGAGAUUGGUUUGCCAGAUGAAAAGGGACGAAUACAGAUUCUUAACAUCCACACUGCAAGGAUGCGGACCCAUCAGCUGCUUGGGCCAGAUGUUGACAUUUCAGAACUGGCAGUGGAGACCAAGAACUUCAGUGGUGCUGAGCUUGAGGGGCUGGUUCGUGCAGCACAGUCCACUGCUAUGAACAGACACAUUAAGGCCACCUCCAAAGUAGAAGUUGAUAUGGAGAAGGCAGAAUCUCUGCAAGUGACAAGGGGUGACUUCUUUGCUUCUUUGGAUAAUGAUAUCAAGCCGGCAUUUGGGACCAACCAGGAGGAUUAUGCAAGCUAUAUCAUGAAUGGUAUUAUUAAAUGGGGUGAUCCUGUCACUCGGGUGCUGGAUGAUGGUGAACUUCUAGUUCAGCAGGCCAAAAACAGUGAUCGCACCCCCUUGGUCAGUGUCCUCUUGGAAGGUCCACCUCACAGUGGGAAAACAGCUCUGGCUGCAAAGAUUGCAGAAGAAUCUAACUUCCCCUUUAUCAAGAUCUGCUCUCCUGACAAGAUGAUUGGCUUUUCAGAAACUGCCAAAUGCCAGGCAAUUAAGAAGAUCUUCGAUGAUGCUUACAAGUCACAGCUCAGCUGCGUGGUUGUGGAUGACAUUGAAAGGCUCCUUGAUUAUGUUCCGAUUGGACCCCGAUUCUCCAACCUGGUGUUGCAGGCUCUUCUGGUGUUACUGAAGAAAGCGCCACCACAGGGCCGCAAGCUCUUGAUCAUUGGGACCACCAGUCGCAAGGAUGUCCUGCAAGAAAUGGAAAUGCUGGAUGCUUUCAGCACAAUGAUUCAUGUUCCAAACAUUGCCUCAGGAGAGCAUCUCAUGGAGGCCCUGGAGCUCCUGAGUGGCUUCAAAGACAAAGAACGCAGCACUAUUGCCCAAAGUGUCAAAGGGAAGAAGGUUUGGAUUGGAAUCAAGAAACUCCUGAUGUUGAUUGAGAUGUCAUUACAGAUGGAUCCUGAGUAUCGAGUGAGAAAAUUCCUGGCACUUCUAAGAGAAGAAGGAGCCUUAUGCGAUUAAUGCCUGGUGCACAACUGGCUAUUGAAUUUGCAUGCACUUGCCCUCUCUGGAUUCCCAUCUGUGUAUGCUGCCAGCGUCCAUACCGUACCCUCGGUCCUCCCCAAGAUACAUUCGCCCCUUGUGGAAGUUGCACUCUCUCUCUUUGCAGUAGCCCACUGGAUUUAUAAUGAAGUCAGAGUCAUCUUCGGACGCCACUGGCUGGAAAAGCAACCAUGCAGGAGGCCACCCCACUGGAACCAUCAUCUCUCUUUCAUGUGGUGCAUCCGGACAAGAGCAUAACAUCCAGAGACUCCCCCAUCUCUCCUUUUUGCAUGUUGGACACAACCAAAUGCUCCACCCUUUGUUAUCUGUUGUCUUCAGUAUCCUGAUGUUUUGUGGCAAAUCAUAUCUCUUCAAAUGUAAUUGCUUUUGUACUGUGCUGCUUGCUGCACCUGUUCAAUCGGUGUUGGUGCACAAAGAGGAGGAAUGGAAAUUUGCCAAGUACAGGUCUGUAGAUGUUAAUGCUGACACUCAGAUUAGCUCCUUCUGAAUAGGGAAGUCUUUUCUCAUUCCUAACUUGCAGCACUCCAAUGUGAAAGAUGAUUAAAGUUUGCAGAGUUCUAAACGCACUUUAUACCCAGUGGCUCCCCCAACUUCUUCCACAUCUCGUUGCAUAGCUGCUCCUUUCUUAUAGACCUGUACCACAUUGUGGAGCUCCUUAGACUUAACAGUAGCUCUAGAAUUAAAUGCAAUCACUUGUUUCGUAUGAACUAGGAUCAGAGAAUAUGUUCUGACUAGAUUUUCCUUUAAAAAGAUAAGACUAUCAUAGCAGUAACUUUGGAGGCUCAAUAACAUCUACAGUGGCUGCAUCUAGUAUCUCCAGGGUUGUUUUCCUACCAGUUACAACAGCAGUAAUGGGGUUCUGGUGUAAUUAUGGUUUUGGUCUAAAAUAUAAUAUAGUUGUACCUAUAGAAGCAGAGUUCAUGAGAUUCCUCUAAAGCUUUAGGCGGGGAGGGGUAUCCUACAUUUUAUAAUAGUGGUUGUUAUUUGUUGGAGUCAUAUCUGAUCUCUUCUAAGGGAAGGUUACACAUGUUUAUUUGGACAACUCAGGUUCUCCAGAUGUUGUUAGACUGCAAAUCACCAUGGCACUUGAGAGCAUAGCCAGUGGAGGAGAAUCAUGCAAUUAAAACACCUGAAAAGCCUCAGUUGCCCAUCCUUGAAUUAGAAACAUGCAGCUUCUACAGUUUGUAGGUGCAGGUAAUGCCAUUCCUCUGGCAAGUGAAAUGUCUGCACUGUUAGCAUUUCUUUAAUCAAGAGCAAUGUAUUGCAUGGCUCUGAAUACAAGUGGCUGGAUCAAUCUGUCAGUUUGAUGAUGUCCUUUAUUACUGGCAUGGCUCCUCCUCUCUAAGCUGCAUAAAUUGAGAAGAUGAAAAUAACAUGUGAUUUCCUCCAAACCUUUGCGGCAGAAGUUCUGUUUGGAGCUGCUACAGUGUACUUGAAUCACAACUGAUAAUAUUUAUUUUAAUGUGGGUUAGCCUGUUUUUUUUAAAGAAAUGCCUUUGGUUUUUUUCUUUUAAUGUUGAAAAUUAUGUGAAUCCCUGGCGGACCUAUAAGAUCCCUUCUUUUUUUUAGGUUGUGUGAUUGGGCUGCUUCCACCUGCACCCUUCUCUCCACCACCAACCUUGCAAACCACAACCCCUUUUCUUUUUUUCCUUAUCUUUCAGUGAAAGCAACACACACACACACAUUGUAUUAAAUGUAAUGUCUUGGAGGAAAUGAUGUAAACAUUUUUAUUGUGUUUUUUGUCCAAAGCUAUAUUGAGAGAGAAAAAUACAAAUAUAUAUAUAUAUGUAAACAGUUAUAUAUAUAUGUUGAUUUACUGACUGAAUGAGUGAGUGUAUGGUUAUAAUGCAGAUGAACUGAUGCAAUAAAAAAUCACCGAUACAGAACAUA